Lithohypha guttulata is the source of this 2949-nucleotide messenger RNA. RefSeq lists its product as uncharacterized. Bases 1 to 2949 code for a protein of 982 amino acids. Gene Ontology annotation, biological process: phosphorylation; phosphorelay signal transduction system. The record is from RefSeq and is a predicted model, not a curated record. Lineage: Eukaryota; Fungi; Ascomycota; Eurotiomycetes; Chaetothyriales; Trichomeriaceae. Gene Ontology annotation, molecular function: phosphorelay sensor kinase activity. The transcript is spliced from 2 exons.
AUGCACGGAUUGGACAGCGGCGGAACCAAUUGGGCAUCAACACCUCUCGGGCCCAUGUCAAGCUGGGAUCCUGUCUUUCGAGAACUGGCCAACCUCGUCAUGCGCAACCCGCACCCUUGUACGCUAGUAUGGGGCGAGGAGCUCAGUAUGGUUUACAACGAGCCUUACCGGAUUGAGGUUGCUGGCAAGAAACACCCCGCGCUCAUGGGUAGCGGGUUCUUUGUGGACUUCCCCGAACUCUGGUCUGACAAGAAGUCCGUCUUUCAGGAAUGUGCCCAGUCAGGUCAGAGUAUACGAAUGGAAAAUGAUCGCCUGUUAAUUGAGCGUUAUGGUUAUCUAGAAGAGACGUUCUUCUCGUGGUCUUGGGUUCCGAUGUACGAUGGCGCCCAACGUCUUCUUGGUUUCUACAACGCGCCAUUUGAAACGACUUAUCAAAUGAUCAGUGGCCGAAGAAUGGAAACAUUACAACGCUUGGGGGAAGCUGUUUCUACAGCAAGAUCUGUACGACAAUUCUGGAAAGCAGUCAUCAAAGGCCUGGAAACCAAUCCAUACGAUAUCAAUUUUGCCACAAUAUACGUCCUUGCAGAGACCGAUGGGAGCGAUACAGCCUCGAUCUCGUCAAAUCCAAACAUAACAUCAAAAGCCUGUGUGCUUGAGGCGGCAAUCGGCGUGCCCAGCAGCCACCCUGCUGCAGCUACACGAGUCGAACUCCAAGAUGAUGCUGGAUUGACGCCCCAGAUGCGAGCUGCCUUACAAACGAAGGAGCCUGUUUUACUGUCCGCAAGGGAUGGUACUCUUCCAAACUUCUUGUUAGAAGGGAUAAGCUUUCGAGGGUUCGAGAUCCCGUCCAACGAAGCUCUGAUCAUGCCACUACGUUCAACUUACGAAUACAACGCAUCUGCGAUCCUGACGAUAGGUCUUAACCCACGCAGACGGUACGACAAGGACUACCAAACGUUCAUCACCAUGCUUGAUCGCCAGCUAUCAACAUCACUGGCCUCCGUGCUGUACGCAGAAGACGAGGCUCGCAGGAAUCGGACUGCAGCCGAGCUCGCGACGCUCCAACGCGAACACUUGACAGAACAGCUGGAUCUUCAAAGAGGUCGGUUGCGGAGAAUGACCGAGCUUUCACCCCUCGGAAUGUUCCUGAUCAGUCCUGACGGUGUGCUUCUGGAAGCCAACGACCGAUACUACGAGAUGACGAACCAUCCGCACGACUCUUAUAUUCUGUCUUUCAUGGAGACUGUGGCCGAAUCGAGCGCUUCUGUUGCCCUCGAGAUAUGGCAUCAACUGACGGUCGAGAGAAAACCUGUGGCCCGUGAUCUUCUACUGAGCCACAACUACAAUACUGAAGUCGACGAAGCUGGCGUUCCUAUUGAGCCAUGGGUGUUGGUCUCAGCUACUCCUGAAAUUGGUCCAGACGAUGAGCUUAGAAGCAUCCUGGGAUCGAUCACGGACAUGUCACAUUAUCACUACGCCCGGCGGCUGCAGGAGCAGCGUCUUCGUGAAGCCGAAGAGACCAAGCAGCAGCAAAACGCGUUCAUUGACAUCACUUCACAUGAGAUGCGAAACCCUCUCAGUGCGAUUCUCAUUUGUGCAGAAGAUAUCAAAGACUCGCUGCAGAAUCACGAUUUCGAUGUCCAGGAUGCUCAGCUCGUUGCUGACUGUGUGGAAGCUGCUGAUACAAUUACAUUAUGCGUGCAACAUCAGAAGACCAUUGUCGACGACGUCCUUACAGUCUCGAAAUUGAACUCCAAUCUGCUUGUUAUCUCGCCACUCGCCUCAAAUCCGGUGCAGGUAAUUCAGCAAGCAAUGAACAUGUUUCGCAAGGAGGUACAGUCCAAGCAGAUCGAUCUCAGCCUACGUUUACACCCAUCAAUGAAAGAUCUCAAUAUAGAAUGGAUCAUGCUUGACCCUGGACGGGUAUUGCAAAUCAUGGUCAACCUUCUCACAAACGCUAUUAAGUUCACGCAACAGUCGUUGACGCGAUCGAUCUCGGUACACGUGGGCGCAUCUUUCAGUCCGCCGAUGCCGAACACGAAAUCGUUCGAGUAUGUGCCGAGAAGGAGUCCACAGGUAGACAUCAGCCAUGGCGAGGGUUGGGGAGCCGACUCAAUCAUAUACUUAUGGGCCAGAGUCAUCGACACUGGCUGUGGGCUCACGAUCGAGGAAAAGCACAGGCUCUUCGAACGCUUUGCCCAAGCUUCGCCACGUACACACGCGCAGUACGGUGGCAGCGGACUAGGCUUGUUCAUCUCAAGGCAACUCGCCGAAUUACACGGCGGUCAGAUCGGCGCGGCGUCUGAAGCAGGCGUCGGGAGCACUUUUGGUUUCUUCAUCCAAUGCCGAAAGACCAUCGAUCCCGGAGUCCGCAAAGGAUCAGUACUGCCGGCCACCAGGAGCAUCUCCAAUUUUCCAACAUCGACAUACGAAAGAAACAAUGCAUCUGAAAAUCAGCUCACGAAUCGAACCCAGAACGUUUGUGUCGUCACGCCAUCGCCGAUAGUUGAGAAUACAGAUGCGAAGACCAUCCACGUCUUAGUGGUGGAGGACAAUCUCGUCAACCAGAGGGUUCUCAAGAAGCAGCUCGAAAAGGCCGGCUGCGUGGUCGAGACCGCUGACAACGGCAUCCACGCUCUAGAAUACCUGCGGACCACAAAUCUCUAUGCACAUGGCACAAAGCCGAUAUCGAUCGUGCUCAUGGAUCUGGAAAUGCCCGAGAUGGGAGGGUUGGAAUGUGUGACACGCAUCAGAGAACUUCAGACUCAAGGCAUUAUUCGUCGGCAUGUGCCCGUCGUGGCCGUUACAGCAAACGUCAGGGCAGAGCAGAUACUGGUUGCGAGGAAGAGUGGCAUGGAUGAUAUUAUGUCAAAGCCGUUCCGGAUCGCUGAUCUGUUGGGGAGAAUUGAGGUGAUGGUGGGACAUACUCCGUCACAACAGCAUCCUUGA